Messenger RNA from Nematostella vectensis (starlet sea anemone), 3007 nucleotides. Its product is annotated as vesicle transport through interaction with t-SNAREs homolog 1B. Gene Ontology annotation, molecular function: SNAP receptor activity; SNARE binding. Bases 107 to 775 code for a protein of 222 amino acids. Gene Ontology annotation, biological process: intracellular protein transport; retrograde transport, endosome to Golgi; Golgi to vacuole transport. The record is from RefSeq and is a predicted model, not a curated record. Gene Ontology annotation, cellular component: endoplasmic reticulum membrane; ER to Golgi transport vesicle membrane; late endosome membrane. Lineage: Eukaryota; Metazoa; Cnidaria; Anthozoa; Actiniaria; Edwardsiidae. The transcript is spliced from 8 exons.
GUCCAGUCUUCGCUACGUAAUCGCGGUUGUAUGCAUAGACUUCCGUUCCUCGUCAACUCUUCGUACCUUUCAUCUUUCUCUCUCGAAUGAAUCGCUCAUAAAAUCGAUGGCAAUGUCUUCAGAAAAGUUCGAAGACCUCGAGGAGGAAGUGAAGGUCCUUUUGGAAGACGUAACACAACGAGUUUACCACCGGAUUCCCAAACUAUCUGGAGAACAACGAAAAGCUGCUGUAAGAGAUGUUGAAAAGAAAAUCGAAAAUGCCUUCAUUAUUAUUGACGAACUGGAUGAAGAAGCUAGCGCCGCCCCUGGGGCCUACAGGAACAGCAUGAUGACACGAGUCAGGACAAUAAGAAGGGACUUUGACAAGCUUAAAAAGGACCUGGGAACAAAAAGCUCAACUGGGAACCGGGUAACAUUUGGAAGAGAAGAAUUGUUUGAUGCAGAUCCUAUGGAUGAGAACCGUAGUCGAGUUGCUCAAGGAAUUGAUAGCCUGAACAAGACUUCUGAUAGUAUUGCAAGGUCCACUAGAGUUGCUGUUGAGACUGAACAAAUUGGUGGGGAAAUCAUAGAUACACUAGGUGACCAAAGAGAAUCUCUCCUCAGAGUUCGCGAUAGAUUGAAAGACACUCAUUCAGAUUUGGGAAGAAGCAGACGGAUACUCAACAUCAUGGCCAUAAGAGUCGCAACCAACAAAAUUAUUCUUCUCUGCAUAAUAAUAGUUGAGCUAGCAAUUCUUGGGGGAGUAGUAUACAUUAAGUUUUUUAGGAAAAAGUGACAGAGAAACUGCAGAAAUCAUGUAUUAAAAUAUUGAUAACCAAGUGUAGGGAGAGAAUAACAUAACAAUGUUGCAAUGAAAAAAAAAUCAGAAAUGUCUCUACAUAGAUCUUGCAUCCUUGGAAAUACAGGUCGUCAAGGUGACAUGCGUGAGUAAGAGGCGGAACAAUGCCACUGCUCCUUUCCCUCUCCUCCCAUGUCGCUCUUGCGUCUCGUUAUACUGACCAUGACACCCAGGGUACCCGAGGAAGUAGAUCUUGUAACCAAUUUGUUGUCCUGCUUUAUUUACAUAAAAUCCCCCACUGCAUGAGCUAAAUGUUGCAUCACAUGUUAGCAGGAUUCCCUGUUCGCAGGAUUCCCUGUUUUUGGUUAAGGUUACGGGGUGCUUUGAAGUGAAAAUUCUAUCGAAAAAAAAUAUUUUUGCAUCUUUAAAUUCCCUACUACAUUACCUUUAUUAUAGCAAAGAAAAAUGUUUGCAUUUUUAUCAUCUUCUCGAGAUAAUAAGAAAAACCGAAUUUUUCUUGAAGACUUUGUGUAAGCAUCAAGGUGUUUUAAUCGUUUAAUCCUCUUUUCAAUUACUGGAGCCCAGUACAGUGUUUCCUACAUCUGGGACCUCAGGUUAUAGUUAAUUAGCAUACUGUUUUUACCCGGAAGGCGAGACUUCAAAAGUCUCAAAAUCAGUCCCUUCGUCCUUUAUCAGUCCCUUCGUCCUAAAUUAUAUUUAAUCGAUGGAUAAACAAAUGAGGUGGAAGUCUGCAAGAGGUCGCCUCAAGCAUAAAACAAAGGGGAAGAUUUCUAUACUGUAUAAAAGAUCUUGCUAAAAGCAAAAGGGAUACUCUUCAAGGCUUUCCUUGUCUUACAUGUAGUUUGUCCCUACAACCCGCUUAAAGGUUAUCAGCAAAGAAUGCAUCUUCAUAUCCAAAAUCAAUACAUUGAGAUGAAGUGUUGAGUUACGGCACCAUAUAUGGUGUUUGACAUAAGCCAUAAAAAGUAAAGAUCUGCCAUAUAGUUUAGACACAUUAAAAAUUUUAAGGGAUGUCAUUUGCUGAAAACAAGCACGUGAUUAAAACCCUUUAAAAAAUCAACCAUUUCAUAGAACUACAAAACAAAUAGGAUUAUCGUAUUUCCCAUUUAUCAAGCUUUACAAUGACAUGAGCAUAUUUGAUUAAAUCCGACACGAGGCGUAUCAACAUUUUUCCUCAACACUUUGGGUUUUUCAGCGUCCUGCGGGCUUAAGGCACCCCGUAACCUUAGCCCCCCCCCCAAAAAAAAAAACCCUCAUUUGGACAAGAAAUGCUAAAUGAUCAAAAUGCACAAACCUCAGUUUUAUACAUCAAACAUCCCUUAUCUAACAAUUGUUGUAGCCAAAAUAUUUUAGAGAGUUCAAGUAUUUACCUUUUCACAUUAUAAUGAAAAUACUUUCUCUGAAAAACAAAAACGCAAUAAUUGUGUUCAUUAAAUUCAAAGGUUUAGGUAAGUUAUAAUAAAAGAAAAUCAAACCUGGGUAUCAGAUGGAACCUGAUCGUUCGUUUCAAAAGGGAGAGGAAGUGAAACAAUUGAUCACGUGCCAUCUGAUAAAUCAGACUGAGGGAGGGGUCAAACUUUUUUUUGUUGAGGGUGUGGAAUAACCGGCUGCUGAUACUGUCAUAUUUUCUGGUUGAAAUACUAGUUAUUUAUCAUUCCUGGGUUUAGAAACAUCAACAAGAUUUUCUUAAGUGUUUUUUUUUUUUUUAAGAUUUAGAAGACUUUCUGAUAGAAUGGGUAAAUAGAUUUGUUUUAAGACAAUCAUACUUGCCAACCUUAAAAGCUGAUAAACCAAGAGAUUGUGUUUCAAAUACAAGAUCUCUAUAAGAAAUAAUUAACAAAUUUUCACAGGGAGAUAAUGUAUUGGAAGUUUCGAUUUUUUUGCCUGGAGAUGAAGGCUUAAAACCUGGAGUCUCCAGCGAAAUCCGGGAGAGUUGGCAGGUAUGAGACAACAUAUUAUGUUGAAAAUCUGGGUGAUUUUGACCCAAAUAAGGGGAACUUCUUUGAGCUCUAGUAGGAUUGACCCCCUUUAGGGCAUACCUAUAAUUGAUGCAAAAUUGUUGUACAGACAUAGCAACAUCAACUCACAAAUUUAUACUUUCAUUUAAUUUGUAAAUAAUGGAUAAUCACCCCAAGUAGAUCAUUUUGUCGGACAUUGGUUUGUCAAACACUAAUCCAAAUGAAUUAAAAUGUGCUGAUACACAGUAAA